UUGGUCGGUUACGCAUAGUUGGCAUACGGCUGUCAGUUCGUUUUCUACUGCUGUGGUGGGCUGUUGAUGUGUGUGUUACAAUGACAUCCACUCCAAAGUCAACCAGUGAGGACGUGCUAGGAGAGUCGUGGGUGGAGCUGAGCGCCCAGCCGACUAGCAGUCACACUCCUGACAGGGUGACGCCUUUGCCGUUUAGUUCUGGUGAGGAAUACCUGCGUCUCCUGAGGGAAGCACAACGCGAGAGCAACCAGUCCUCAGCCAGAGUGUCCGUCGCCUCUUCUCGCAGGGACACCCCCAGGGACAGCCCCAAAUCGCCGCCUAAUAGUCCGAACACUGAACUGUCUACAGAUGAUGAUCUGAAGGGAGUCUACAUCAACUACUGCUAUAAGGAUGGGGAUUUUAUGAAUGUUGACCGCAGCACAGACUGGAUUUGGGAUUGGAGCAGUCGACCAGACCAGGCACCACCAAAGGACUGGAAAUUCAAGCAUCCUAAGAGGAAAACCUACAGUAUUCGCCAUGCUAAAGUGGGAAAGAACAGCCUGUUUUCCAAAGAAGUGCUGUAUACACUCUUCCUCACAAACUUCAUUUCACUCCUCCUUGGGACUGGAGUUGGGGUUUGGUUGACUCGGAGAGGAAUGUAUCUGCCACGGAUUAACUUUGAAUGACUCUUCAGUCAGUCACUCAGCAAGCUAAAACCAGGUUGGCAUCAGUGACUGGCUCAUUCAAGGCUGAAUACAGUCACAAGAUAGAAGACUGAUCAAAGGCUUUUGUGGGGAUUCAAACGAGAUAGGAAAAGCCUCAUCCUUAUUAAAGGCUUAUGGUCAAAAACACUCUUCAUAUAUGUUUCAUAGGUAUUUACUGACUGGUACAGUUAGAACCUGCAUGGGUUCUGUGCCAGGUUGGGUUUUCUUUUUUACAUAAUCUUAUACACUCACAAUUGCAGUGAAACUGGUAAUAUUUAUAUCUAAAGUAUGAAAUCACAGCAUUGGUUCUGACCUGACUUAACAAUGAACAGAUUUUUGUAAUGAAGCAAACACUAAAGACUCAGUGCUAGCAGAUUCUGCAAGAGGUUCUAAAAUGCUAUAAAAUCAAUAAGAUUUUGAACUCUGGGUAAGCAAGUACUUUUAUGAUCUUUAUGUUCUUUUCCAUCUUGGGCUGUGCUUUGAAUGUCAGUGCAUGGGGAUGCAAACUGACUUCAUCUUUCUCAUUGCAUUUAUGUCCUGGAUUUUCUGAGUUCACUUCAUCCUCUGUGCAUCAUGUCUGCAGAUUCUUAAAGACAUAUUUAUGUGUGGGAGGAAAGGGGGAGCAGAACCCCAAACUUAGGAUGAUGAUGAAAAACGCACAAGACAUCCAUGUUCCAGGUUGCUUGCUGCUUUAUACAGACAGCCAGUAGGAUCAGUGCACUAAUACAUAUCAUUGCAAAUUUAAUUCUGUCACUGCUUUUAUGAAGCAUUAAUGCACAAUAUAUCAACCUGAGUCUGUAGUGUUUUAAUAUAAAAAGGUGAUACUUUUUUAGUCUUUUAAUAAAUACAUAUAAAUUUACUUUCAUAAUAGUUUGGGUAAAAUGUUUCCACUUAUAAUCUUGUUGCCCUUAUAGACCUCUGCCCACUGAGUAUGGUGAUGGACCAUUGAUUUUGAUGGUACUAAUGCGACUGAUUGCCAAGAUUAAUUUGUAGGUACUAAAUACUGUGUCAUACCAUAUGGUAUUCUCUAUAUUUUCAAAGGCUAAGAUUAGGCAGAGUUUAAGGUUUUGACCAGUGCGUGGAGAAAUCUGCACACAUGUAAUCAAUUAUGAAAUCUGGAAAUCUCUGAUUUAAGUAAACUUUCUUAUCUUGAGACCACUAGCUCCCAGGUAGCAGCAAAUGUGUUGUUUUUUUUUUGUUCAGUUUUACAUAUUUACCCAUUUGGUCUUGGUAUUCAUUUGGUGCAUAUCAAGUUUUACAGCUGAUAAUGUAUUGCCACACGUUAGUGACUAGACACUGGGGCUGGAUUGAUAAUUAGAUUUAUUUCAUGGCAAAUCACUUUAUAAGGACCUUAUUGCAUGCACUUCAUAAAUAUACUUUUCCUGUACAGCAUGAUGAAGAUAUAUGAAAUAAAUAUUUUACAGUUUUCUUUGCAUGCUCUGCGUUUUUGUGAUCCAUACCAAUUGUUGUAAAAGUAGCUGUUUUUGAGGAAUAAAAUAAUAAAGUCAGGUUAUACCUUACUUAUGAGUACUUGGUACUUGCAUUAGACUGAUGAAGACCAAAAUUAAAUUUGUCUCACAAAUUUCAGUUUGAAUUCUCAGUAUUAGAGUUCAUUGAUAUUCUUAAAUGGUAUUGCAAAUGAAAUGUGCAGUCAUGGACAUGGCUUACCAUACAUUCCCUUGUAUAUAUUUUCUGUGGAGAACUUAUAAUAAUGGUUCAUUGUACCCGAAUUAUUGAUUUUGUUCAAAGUUCGUACUAUUAAUGCACUAAUAUUGUUGGCAGCCUAUUUCGUUUACAAAGUUCACAGAGGAUAAGGUACAAAAACUGUAAUUUCCUUUCUUGGCUUAUCUUGUCAGCAAGUCUGUCAGAAAACUAUAUUAAAACCAAAAGAUGAUCCUAGUGCAAGCAGAAUAUUUUAACAAUUAUAAAGAGGGAGCUUGGAUAGCUUACUUGAUAUAAUGGCUAGGCUGGACAAUGAAGGAAUCAUUUUAUCGCCACCAAGGACAUGAUUCUUCUCUUCAACACAGCAGCCAGACCAACUCUGAAACCCAUCCAGUCUCUUGCCUAGUAGGUACCAAUGGCUUUCCCAGGGAGUAAAGUGGCUGGGGUGUUAAGCUGAUCACUGACCUCCCUGUAUUGCUGAGAUUAAAAAUGUGUGGAGCUAUAUUUCCACUCCCCCACCCACCUUCAUGGUGUAGUGCUUAAUUAAGACAGGGACAACUUUACCUUUUGCCUUGCACCCAUAAGAUACGAGUAUUUGUUCUCCAUACUUUUGGGUCAUAUUGCAUGAUGUAAUAUUCCAAAGUUAACCAGUGCUGUGAUUUUAUUCAUUUAUAAUAGCGUUUAAUUUAGACCCCUUAUUCUUAUACUGCUUUAUGGUAUGUAGAAAAUUAGUGAUGUAAUGAAUAAAGUUUACUUCUUGUACUAGAUACUUCCAUUGUUUUGUUAUACGACAGAGGGGAGAAUUUGAAGAAUCAGUUUUAUGUAUACUGUUUGUAAGUUUAUUUUAAGCUGAACAUAUGUUGUCCUCACAUUAUUCAGAUCUGUAAAAUGUGCAAGGACACAGGACCACAGUGUACGAGUAAGUCAGUUCUGAUUACCUGAUUAGUAACAUCUGACCCAAGGCAUGUAUGACUUGAAAUUUCCUAAUGGAUUCUUGCAUAACAAGAAGGUACAUAUUAGGGAAUAUGAUUUUAAGGUUAAGCCCUAUUUCAUCACCCAGUUAACUUCAUUAUAAAUUAGGUUUUAUGUUAACCUCAAGACUCCUUAUAAGUAAAGUACCAGAUAUGUUGUGUAAUUCCCUGAAGACCUUCAUAUGGGUCCAUAAAUAUGGGAAGAUCCAUGCAUGCAAGUAGUUUAACAUGGGAACACAUAUAUUUACAUUCAAAGAUUAAAUAUUUGCUAUUUUUAUAAAUUUAAAAACAGAAGAGUAUUAUCUUCUUUGAUGUAAUGUUGAGUAGUAGAUUUUCACAAAUGUUUCAGAAGAACAUCAGUGAACUUCUACCAGACUACUAAGUAUUACAUCCCAGAAGAUUAUAUUCCCUAGUGUGAGAACCUGUAAUCCAACAAUUUAAAAGCUAGUCAUUAACAAUAUGAAUAUCCCACACAUGGAAACAGAAUGCACUGAAGUACUGCACAGAGUUUGAAAACUGUUAAAUCUGUUUUAGGAAGCAAAGGAUUCAUGACAGAUAAAUUUACUAUAUCACUCAGCAAAGAAAGAGUGUUACAAUUGAUACUUUUAAUAAUGCUUAAGAAACCAGAUUUGUAAAGUACAAAGUCUUAUUUCUCCAGAAGUUGCACACAUAAAACUGCAUGCAGUUUCAAUAACCUGGAAUUUAAAGAUUAAUAUUUUCACUGUAUUAGGUACUUCCAUUUUCCAGCAACAAAAAUUCUCUAUCCAUUAAAAUUAUAUCAAUAUUUGAUCUUGUGAACAACCAAGUACUGCUUCACUGUGAUGUUGGGAUGAGAACAGCCUCUUCAGCAUGGCACAAUCAUAAGCCUUAAAACGGGAGAUCAUAUGCCCUCAUUACGACACAUUUAGCACCACACUUGAGCCAACUUUAGAAGCAUGUUUACUGAAGAAUAUCUGAAGAAAUCUUUAAACUGAAACAAUAUCGUAUCAGUGGCAUGGCUGCAGUGAAGGACUAUAACCAGUACUCUAAAAGGAAACUGGAUCAGAGAGAUUAUUCAUUGGUUAUAUAUUCAUGGAAAGGGAAGGGAAUUAUACAUUAUUCUUUUGGUUUUCAUAAUGGAAUGGUGUUCUGUUCAUGGAAACACUAUAUGGUAACAGUUAAUGGAACACGAUAUUACAGAGAGAGGUCAAUAUUUGGAUAUUGAAUUAGUAUUAGUGGUAGGCUGCUGGCAAUGCUGUAAAUGGAAAAGUAAUUUGUAGAUAGUCCCUUCCCCUCUCCAAAUAUAAAGCCUAAUAAAAUAUGGACAGCUCUGGAGUGAGGCGUUCAUGCUGCUGUAAGUGUAAUUGCAAUACCAUAUUAUAUAACUGUCUUAACAGCAAUAAAAAUUAAUAAUAUUUAGUCCUGAGUUCACCUCCUAAUAAGCCUGGGGUUAAAAUACUUUUUAGGUACAUCUUUCUAUAAGCUAAUAAACAUGUCUGUAUAUACAUGCAAUCCCAAGAGUCGUGGGCUGUAGGAGAUCUUUGUUAUUUGGAAAAAUACAGAAAAUUGUUGCAAA
Molecule: messenger RNA, 4871 nt
Organism: Cryptotermes secundus
Lineage: Eukaryota; Metazoa; Arthropoda; Insecta; Blattodea; Kalotermitidae
Gene: BNIP3
Product: BCL2/adenovirus E1B 19 kDa protein-interacting protein 3
Exons: 6
Coding region: 81-665 (194 amino acids)
Biological process (GO): positive regulation of apoptotic process; mitochondrial outer membrane permeabilization
Cellular component (GO): nucleus; mitochondrial envelope; mitochondrial outer membrane
Source: RefSeq, a predicted model, not a curated record